This is a messenger RNA of Caenorhabditis angaria, 4679 nucleotides long. The record is from the annotation of a GenBank genome assembly. Lineage: Eukaryota; Metazoa; Nematoda; Chromadorea; Rhabditida; Rhabditidae.
UUGGAAGAAAUUUAUUUUGAUGCAAUAUUCGAACAACUUCAAGGACCUGGAGAUGUUUCGAAACAGGUUUCGGUAAGUGGAAAAAAUAAACUGUAAGCUAGAUUUAAACGAUUUAUUAUUUUUAUCCAUAAAAAUAGGCUUGAUAUAAAAAUCGUGAAUUUAGUUUUUUGUUGAAUUUGAUAUUAAAAAUCGUGAAUUUGGAGUAACUUCGAAAUGACGAUUCAUUAUUUUUAUCCAUAAAAAUAGGCUUGAUAUUAAAAAUCGUGAAUUUAGAGUAACUUCGAAAUGACGAUUCAUUAUUUUUAUCCAUGAAAAUAGGCUUGAUAUUAAAAAUCGUGAAUUUGGAGUAACUUCGAAAUGACGAUUCAUUAUUUUUAUCCAUAAAAAUAGGCUUGAUAUUAAAAAUCGUGAAUUUGGAGUAACUUCGAAAUGACGAUUCAUUAUUUUUAUCCAUAAAAAUAGGCUUGAUAUUAAAAAUCGUGAAUUUAGUUUUUUGUUGAAUUUGAUAUUAAAAAUCGUGAAUUUGGAGUAACUUCGAAAUGACGAUUCAUUAUUUUUAUCCAUAAAAAUAGGCUUGAUAUUAAAAAUCGUGAAUUUAGUUUUUUGUUGAAUUUGAUAUUAAAAAUCGUGAAUUUGGAGUAACUUCGAAAUGACGAUUCAUUAUUUUUAUCCAUGAAAAUAGGCUUGAUAUAAAAAUCGUGAAUUUAGUUUUUUGUUGAAUUUGAUAUUAAAAAUCGUGAAUUUGGAGUAACUUCGAAAUGACGAUUCAUUAUUUUUAUCCAUAAAAAUAGGCUUGAUAUAAAAAUCGUGAAUUUAGUUUUUUGUUGAAUUUGAUAUUAAAAAUCGUGAAUUUGGAGUAACUUCGAAAUGACGAUUCAUUAUUUUUAUCCAUAAAAAUAGGCUUGAUAUAAAAAUCGUGAAUUUAGUUUUUUGUUGAAUUUGAUAUUAAAAAUCGUGAAUUUGGAGUAACUUCGAAAUGACGAUUCAUUAUUUUUAUCCAUGAAAAUAGGCUUGAUAUAAAAAUCGUGAAUUUAGUUUUUUGUUGAAUUUGAUAUUAAAAAUCGUGAAUUUGGAGUAACUUCGAAAUGACGAUUCAUUAUUUUUAUCCAUAAAAAUAGGCUUGAUAUUAAAAAUCGUGAAUUUGGAGUAACUUCGAAAUGACGAUUCAUUAUUUUUAUCCAUAAAAAUAGGCUUGAUAUUAAAAAUCGUGAAUUUGGAGUAACUUCGAAAUGACGAUUCAUUAUUUUUAUCCAUAAAAAUAGGCUUGAUAUUAAAAAUCGUGAAUUUGGAGUAACUUCGAAAUGACGAUUCAUUAUUUUUAUCCAUAAAAAUAGGCUUGAUAUAAAAAUCGUGAAUUUAGUUUUUUGUUGAAUUUGAUAUUAAAAAUCGUGAAUUUGGAGUAACUUCGAAAUGACGAUUCAUUAUUUUUAUCCAUGAAAAUAGGCUUGAUAUAAAAAUCGUGAAUUUAGUUUUUUGUUGAAUUUGAUAUUAAAAAUCGUGAAUUUGGAGUAACUUCGAAAUGACGAUUCAUUAUUUUUAUCCAUAAAAAUAGGCUUGAUAUAAAAAUCGUGAAUUUAGUUUUUUGUUGAAUUUGAUAUUAAAAAUCGUGAAUUUGGAGUAACUUCGAAAUGACGAUUCAUUAUUUUUAUCCAUGAAAAUAGGCUUGAUAUUAAAAAUCGUGAAUUUGGAGUAACUUCGAAAUGACGAUUCAUUAUUUUUAUCCAUGAAAAUAGGCUUGAUAUUAAAAAUCGUGAAUUUGGAGUAACUUCGAAAUGACGAUUCAUUAUUUUUAUCCAUAAAAAUAGGCUUGAUAUUAAAAAUCGUGAAUUUGGAGUAACUUCGAAAUGACGAUUCAUUAUUUUUAUCCAUAAAAAUAGGCUUGAUAUUAAAAAUCGUGAAUUUGGAGUAACUUCGAAAUGACGAUUCAUUAUUUUUAUCCAUAAAAAUAGGCUUGAUAUUAAAAAUCGUGAAUUUGGAGUAACUUCGAAAUGACGAUUCAUUAUUUUUAUCCAUAAAAAUAGGCUUGAUAUUAAAAAUCGUGAAUUUGGAGUAACUUCGAAAUGACGAUUCAUUAUUUUUAUCCAUAAAAAUAGGCUUGAUAUUAAAAAUCGUGAAUUUGGAGUAACUUCGAAAUGACGAUUCAUUAUUUUUAUCCAUAAAAAUAGGCUUGAUAUUAAAAAUCGUGAAUUUGGAGUAACUUCGAAAUGACGAUUCAUUAUUUUUAUCCAUAAAAAUAGGCUUGAUAUUAAAAAUCGUGAAUUUGGAGUAACUUCGAAAUGACGAUUCAUUAUUUUUAUCCAUGAAAAUAGGCUUGAUAUUAAAAAUCGUGAAUUUGGAGUAACUUCGAAAUGACGAUUCAUUAUUUUUAUCCAUAAAAAUAGGCUUGAUAUUAAAAAUCGUGAAUUUGGAGUAACUUCGAAAUGACGAUUCAUUAUUUUUAUCCAUAAAAAUAGGCUUGAUAUUAAAAAUCGUGAAUUUAGAGUAACUUCGAAAUGACGAUUCAUUAUUUUUAUCCAUAAAAAUAGGCUUGAUAUUAAAAAUCGUGAAUUUGGAGUAACUUCGAAAUGACGAUUCAUUAUUUUUAUCCAUAAAAAUAGGCUUGAUAUUAAAAAUCGUGAAUUUGGAGUAACUUCGAAAUGACGAUUCAUUAUUUUUAUCCAUAAAAAUAGGCUUGAUAUUAAAAAUCGUGAAUUUGGAGUAACUUCGAAAUGACGAUUCAUUAUUUUUAUAAUUUCAAUUUUAUAAUCUCAUUUUUGCAGCCUCAGCCUCUGCUUCAAUUUCCAAAACCACAACAACAUCAGCCACAGUUCCACCAUUAAAACGUUGGAAAGCGGAAGCGGCCAAAGAAUCGGCACAAAAUCAAAAAGUCGAAUCACCGAUGGUAUUCAAAAAACAAUGGAUGAAACGACAUAUUGCUGAAGUUGUUAGUGAGGUUCGUUGCGCAUUUUUGAGCAAAAAAUUUGGGGAUUUUGAGAGAAAUCGGGUCUUGGAGGGUUUUUUUUUUGGUUUUUGAGCCAAAAUUUGGUAGAUUUUGAGUCAUGUAUCUUUAAAUCACUAUUUUUCGGGUCCCAUAACGAAAAAUUCGUAAUUUUUGGUAGAAAUUGAUCUAGGAGUGGGAAUUUUCCCGUUUUCGGGCUAAAUUUGGUCCUGAAACGAAGUUUUUGAGUCAUGUACCUUUAAUUUUUUUUUUCAGAUUGCAUCGUUCACUCAAUCACAAACGAAAAUUCCGGAAAUUUUUGGGAAAUGUUCUGGUGAGUGAUAAAAUUUUUAAAAUGGCAUGAAUUUCUGGAAUUUCAGUUUGAAACUGAUAAAACUUUUAUUUUUAUUGAUUUUUUGUUCGAAAAUCUUGAAAAAUGGUUGGUUUUGUCAGUUUGAAAUUGGAAUUUCAGCGGAGAUGCGGAAGCUAUGCCCAAUUUUUCAAUUUUUAAUGAAAAACUUUGAACUUUUCGAAGUGACUUAUAUUAUUGAAUUUAAUUUCCCAUGUGGCAUUUUUGGAGUACUGUAGAUGAUUUUUGCCGAGAAAUUUGAAGAUUAAAAUUGUAAUUUUAGCGAUUGAUUGACUAAUACCGUAAUUUUCAGUGUUGGCUCGUAUAUUUGGAUGGAUUCCCUCGAAAAUCUUCUUCAAAAUCUGGUUUCAACAUUUUGGUGAGUUAUUACUUGAAGUUCCAUAUUUCUAAGAUGAAAUUUGUUAUUUUCUGAUUGUUUUUUUUUCGGUUUUAAAAAAUAUAUGUAGAAAACUUAUUCAUAAUUUUUGAAUCCUGAUUUUUCUCGGAUUUUUGUAGUCCUGAAUUUUUCUAUAUUACUGUAGUGUUUGGUGUCAAAAGUUACAGAAAAAACUACUUUAAUCUUUUCAAAUUGUUGUCCAAAAUAGGGUUCAAUUCUUGUUUUUUUUCAGUUUGCCUCGUUCACUCAAUCACAAACGAUUAUUCCGGAAAUUUUUGGAAAUUUUCUGGUGAGUGAUAAAAUUCAAUAAAAAAAAUGGCAUGAAAUUCUGGAAUUGCAAUUUGAAACUGAUAAAACUUGUAUUUUUCUUGAUUUUCUUUGUGAAAAUUUUGAAAAAUGGUUGAUUUUAUCAGUUUGAAAAUGGGAUUUCAGCGGAGAUGCGGAAGCUAUGCCCAAUUUUUGAUUUUUUGAUAAAAAAAACUUCAAAUUUUUUUUAAAAGUGUUUUUGCCCUGAUUUUGUGAUGCAAUUCAGAUAUUUUUGCAGUUGAAUCAGAUCCAGAAAUUCCAAGAAAUUGGAACCUGUAUUCAUAUUCAAAUGAAAAGGUUUUCUAUUGUCGAAAUUGCUGCCACGUUUUUCAACUUCGACAAUAGAAAACCUUUUUAUUUGGAUUUGAAUGCAGAUUCCAAUUUCUGGGAAUUUCUGAACCUGAUUCAACUCCAAAUAUAUCUGAAUUGCAUCGCAAAAAUAGGUCCCGAACACUUUUUGAAAAUUCAAAGUUUUUCUAUAAAAAUUCAAAAAUUGGGCAUAGCUUCCGCAUCUCCGCUGAAAUUCCAAUUUGAAACUGAUAAAAUCAACCAUUUCCUAGAGUUUCAAAGAGAAAACAAGGGAAAUAAAAGUUUUAUCAAUUUCAAAAUGAAAUUCCAGAAUUUCUCUUGGUUUUCAAUUCUUAUCCCAACCUAUCUUAUUUUUUUAAAUCAAUAUUUUUCCAGAAUUUCGCGGGAAUUCAAAGUGGUGA